Nannospalax galili (Upper Galilee mountains blind mole rat) is the source of this 2310-nucleotide messenger RNA. RefSeq names its product dickkopf WNT signaling pathway inhibitor 3 (gene Dkk3). The coding region runs from base 157 to 1191 and encodes 344 amino acids. Gene Ontology annotation, molecular function: receptor antagonist activity; co-receptor binding. The transcript has 8 exons. Gene Ontology annotation, biological process: multicellular organism development; negative regulation of canonical Wnt signaling pathway. NCBI's taxonomy places the organism in Eukaryota, Metazoa, Chordata, Mammalia, Rodentia, Spalacidae. The record is from RefSeq and is a predicted model, not a curated record. Gene Ontology annotation, cellular component: extracellular region.
CCAGUGCUGCGGCAUCCCUGCCGAGCAUCUGCACCCGCGGCCGGCCCGCCGCGCAAAUCCUGCCAGCAGCUCAGUGGCUGCCCCAGCGCCAGGCACGACCAGAUCUAGCCCGCAGCGCAGAUCUGUCCAGUCGGCGGCAACCCGCACCGAGCAGACAUGCUGCGGCUCGGGGGCACUCUGCUGUGCCUGCUGCUGGCGGUGGCGGUCCCCACAGCCCCGGCGCCGGCUUCCACCACCACUUCGCCCCGGGUGGAGCCGGGCCCCGCUCUCAGCUACCCGCAGGAGGAGGCUACCCUCAAUGAGAUGUUCCGCGAGGUGGAGGAACUGAUGGAGGACACUCAGCACAAACUGCGCAGCGCAGUGGAGGAGAUGGAGGCAGAAGAAGCAGCUGCUAAGACAUCGGAAGUGAACCUGGCAAGCCUACCUCUCAGCUACCACAACGAGACCAACACAGAUACCAAGGUUGGGAAUAACACCAUCCACAUGCACCGAGAAAUUCACAAGGUCACCAACAACCAGACUGGACAGAUGGUCUUUUCUGAGACAGUCAUCACAUCUGUUGGGGCUGAAGACAGCAAAAGGAGUCACGAGUGCAUCAUUGAUGAGGACUGCGGACCCACCAAGUACUGCCAGUUUGAAAGCUUCCAGUACACCUGCCAGCCAUGCCGGGACCAGCAGAUGCUCUGCACCCGGGACAGUGAGUGCUGUGGAGAUCAGCUAUGUGUGUGGGGUCACUGCACCAAAAAGGCCACCAGAGGUGGCAACGGGACCAUCUGUGACAACCAGAGGGACUGCCAGCCGGGGCUGUGCUGUGCCUUCCAGAGAGGCCUGCUAUUUCCUGUGUGCACACCCCUACCUGUGGAGGGUGAGCUCUGCCAUGACCCUGCCAGCCGGCUGUUGGACCUCAUAACCUGGGAGCUGGAGCCUGAGGGCGCUUUGGAUCGAUGCCCCUGCACCAGUGGUCUCCUCUGCCAGCCGCACAGCCACAGUCUGGUGUACGUGUGUAAGCCAGCCUUCGUGGGCAGCCAUGAUCAAGAUGAGAGCCUGCUGCCCAGGGAUGCCCCUGAUGAGUAUGGUGGUUUCAUGGAGGAGGUGCGCCAGGAACUGGAGGACCUGGAGCGGAACCUGGCUCAGGAAAUGGCAUUCGAGGAGCCCGCCCCUGCAGAGCUGCUGGGUGGAGAAGAGAUUUAGAUCCAGUGCCAGUGGAGCUACUGUUAGACGUGCAAUAGAAAUGGCUAAUUUAUUUCCCUAGGAGUGUCCCCAAGGUGUGGGCUGGCCAGGUGUUCCCCGUGCCUGGCCUUCCCAGUAACUUUUCCCUCUGGCUUAACAAGGUGCAGUGCUAGUGCAUUUGUCCCGCUGCCCCAGCUGCACUGCAUGACCCACCCCUCUGGUGGUGGGGAAAGAUGGGCAUGGCGGGUGAGGGCCCGUUGACCCUUUUGCCUCCAAGGUCGGCAGACAUUCUGUUUUGUUGCACAUGGGUUGGAGAGUUACUUACGGGAGGGAAUGGAAAGAGAUGGAGUCUGCCCUUGAUGGCUUUGGGGGGCAUGUGAAGGAGGGAGGGUGCCUGCUUUGCAAAUAUCAACCUGGCAAAAUGCAGCCAUUGACCUUGUCAUGCAGUUCUUCCUAUGGGCAGAGGCAGCAGCUGAAGAGGAAGUUUGCUGCUCAAGUGUCCUCUUAUGCAUUUCUCUUAGCUCCUACCUCGCUGUCAGCACAGCCCUUUGUAACCCAUCCCUCCACUUGCUACAGCCCGGGAGGGGACUCCUGGAGUUUUUGAGACUACAAGCUACUUGCCGGUCACACAGCUAAAUGAAGACCAGGGUCGGUUUCACUCAUGUGUGGCUCCAAGCUCAGUGUUUCCUGCUCACCACACACCAGCCUCCAUGCUCCCAAAACGGAGGGAGUAAAAUAUUUUGUUUUCCUUUUGAGGCAUGCCUGAAAGUGAGGUGGAGCUAGUUUGCAUGUCCCUCUGUUAGAAGUAGCAGUGUGGGGUGACCAUCACUUUAGUGGAGACUAGUGAUGUGGACACUGUCCUUUGCCAUUUGCUUCAGUAACUUUGAAGGUCAGUAAUUGGGGCAUCAUCUAUAAAUUAACUUGCAAGAAAGAUACUUGAGUAAUUGUAAGAUCAGGACUGUAAGUGAAAUUUGCAAAAUUAUUUAGCAGCAACUGAACACAGAAAGCAAAACCAAGCCAGGCUCUGAAUACGGCUGUAAUGUUCCAACUGAGAGCUCCGAGCAGGAUGUUGUUCAAUGGCUGAUAUUUCCAGGAACUGUUCCACCAUGUAUUCAGAGUUAUUAAAAAAGUUGCAUACAA